Molecule: messenger RNA, 2189 nt
Organism: Adelges cooleyi (spruce gall adelgid)
Lineage: Eukaryota; Metazoa; Arthropoda; Insecta; Hemiptera; Adelgidae
Exons: 4
Coding region: 300-1145 (281 amino acids)
Source: RefSeq, a predicted model, not a curated record
UCCGCGGCUGGCGGCAGUACGAGCACAGCGUUCGAAUAGUUUGGGCCCACCUGACGUGCACCCGAUACGUAACCGUAGCGAGGAAUCGACGGCACGACAAGUGGUUUUUCGACUUGUUAUUGUUACCGCAUUCGUGUACUCUGUUCCAUCGCCACGACUUGCUCGGCAACGAAACGAUUGUUGUCAGCGAUACAUUGUUGGAAAAAGUCGCCACGGACGGAGCUAUGCGGCGGUGAAGCGUUCACGACCGGAAGUGACCCUCCGAGGGUUGGUGGUGACUCGCGGUCGACCGGAGGCGAAUGAUGCUCAAAUUUGUCACGCACAAACUAAAGACGCACAGCCUUGACGACCAUCGGAGACCCUAUUUAAAGUCUAAAUCUAUUGAUUGCGAUUCUGGCACAGAGUCGGACGACGAACAAAGUCCGGAUAGAAAAUACAAAGUUUCAAAAGAUAGUGUACCUGAUUCUACCCCAUUAAUGGAGAACGUCGAAACUGAAGACAUGGUCGGUGAUAUGGAACCAACUAGGUCUUCAAGUAGUGGCCGCAGUAGUGUUGCUACACCUGGGCCAUCUCCUUAUUUUCUUGAUUCUGCUCUACCCAGCGAUUGUGAUCAACACAGUUCUGAAGAAGAGUUGGAAGUGAUAAAUAGCAAUCCUGAAGCAUUAAUACAAGUGGAAGUACCUACCCCUGAUCCAGACGAGGCAAAUUCUUGUGGUGUGCCUGACAACUCCGCUGUUUCCAUAGCUCGUAAACGUUGUCGGUCUGCCAGCGAAGCCGGCUGUGGUAAUACUAUUGCCGUAAGCUGGUCGGGUUCAUCUGAUGAUGAAGUGCAGGGACUCAUGUCGACAAGACCGACUCCAUUAAAAUUUUGUGCCUCGCCUCCAUCUCAUGUACACAAACCAGGACAAUGUACCGUUUCCGCUUCCCCACCUUUAAAAUUAGUACAUCUGUCACCUAGGCACUCUGUGUCACUUCCUAACACAUCACCACGCAAACGCCACAGGCAAAGGCACCAUCCUACUCGCAACGUACAGAGGCCUUGCUUAGAUUUCGAAAAAAUGCAACAGCUCAAAGCAUUAUCUGCGACGACGUGGAGGCACACUAGUAAAGACCACAGUGGAGAACUUUCAGUGUUUUGUUGGUGAUUCCAUUAAAAAUGUUUCAUUUGUGUAUUUUUCUUCUUAUUAAUUUUUAUUAUUUGUAUCUAGAAAGGCUGUAUCAAAAACUCUUAGAUCCGUUAGUUUGAAAAAACUUACUGUUCUUGGCCAAUUUUUGUUUUGAAUAUAUUUUUUUAUCUUGUUUGUUUUUUUGGUCUUGUGCCACAUGUUUACAAUAUUAUUAUACUGCACUCGUAAUGUGGUAGAGCGGGUCUUACAGGCCUUGUACAACACGAUGAAUGUAAAUAAUAACUGAGCCAGUUUAUGAUGAUAUUUUAUUAAUGUUUUUAUUAUUAUUAUUAUUAUUUAUAUCAUUAUUAUUAUUUAUAUUAUUAUUAUCAUGAACUAUGAUUAUGUUUAUUAAUGUUUUAGCUUCGCGCUUUGCUAGUCUGUAACAUUCACAUAAAAAAGGAAAUUAAUUCUUACGUGUUUGUAUUUAUAUUCCUCAAACAAUUUUUUGUCUCAUUAAAUUAAAUAAAACUAUUUUUUAAUGUAUUUAGUCAUUUAGUACCUAAAACUCAUGUGUUAUUAAAUUUAUAUGUAUGGUUAUAUUUAAUUUAGGCAAUGCCUUAUUUAGAUUUUUAAGUAACAAUUAUUCGAGUGUCAUGUCAUACAUAUUUUUAAGUUCUAAUUCGUAUUGUUAGAAAUAUUUAAAAACAAAUUAUAUCAAUUUUAUUGUUUUUUUUUUAAUACAGCUUGGGUCUCAUAAUAUUAUAACGUAAGGUUAUUAUUUAUUUACUAAUAUGUUAUUUAGCAGAAGUUGUAUAGUAGUUUCCUUGUACUAUCUAUGUAUCUUAUAUUUGUUUUUAUUAACAUUAUAGUUGUGUUUAACACGAAUUGGACGGAUAUCGACAUCAAAAUGAGGGAAAGAGAGAUAAUAUGUUAUAAUAAACAUAAUUUUAUUUUCAGUAAAAUGGUAUCAAAAUAUGUAUUAUAUUGAUGGUUAAUAUAAAACUGAAUAAUUUAAAGAUUAUUAUAUUUGUGUAUGAAUUUCGCGUAUUUUUAUGAAAAUAUAGAAACAAGUGUUCUUGA